ACCACCCAUUGUCGAGUUCGUGGUCACGUGACUCGAGAAAGAUGGCUGCGGUGACAGCCGAGCAGUUUGCGGCGCUCCAGACUCUGCUCAAGGCCUCCUCAAAAGAUGUUGUUAGACAGCUGUGUAAAGAGAGCUUUUCCAGUUCAUCCCUUGGCUCAAAAAAACUCUUGGAUAUUACAUGUUCCAGCUUGUCUGUGACCCAGGAGGAGGCAGAUCAACUACUCCAGGCUCUGCACCGCCUCACGAGGCUGGUGGUGUUCCGGGACCUGUCCUCCGCUGAGGCAAUUCUGGCUCUCUUCCCUGAAAAUUUCCACCAAAACCUCCAAAACCUGCUGACAAAAAUCAUCCUGGAACACAUAUCUACGUGGAGAACUGAAGCCCAGGCAAGUCAGAUCUCUCUGCCGCGCCUGGUCGACCUGGACUGGAGGGUGGACAUCAAAACCUCCUCAGACAGCAUCAGUCGGAUGGCGGUGCCCACCUGCCUGCUCCAGAUGAAGAUCCAGGAUGAUCCCAAUCUGUGUGGGGACAAACCCUCUGUCUCAGCUGUCACCGUGGAGCUGAGCAAAGAAAUGCUGGACACUAUGUUAGACGGGCUGGGCCGCAUCCGAGACCAGCUCUCUGCCGUGGCCAGCAAGUGACGCCAGCCAGCUGCUGGUCCCUCUAUGCCUCAGUGCUCGUCAGCAAUGCACACCUCUGACAUGCCCGUUGCCCACACAGCAGCAACCGCAGCCGACAGCAGGCAGGGUGGUGGGAGCGGAGGGGGUGGCUGCCACCCAGAAGGCACAGUCGGAUUGAGAGGAAGCCACCAAGCUCCUUACCGUUCUCCUUGCUUAUCUUCUUUUUUUCUCUUUCUGAAGCUGGUGAGCAGAAGCCUCCAUCUUUAAAAGACUCUUCUGUGUGACUUAAUUACCACUGUGACAGUGGGGUGGAACAUUUACGUUAUCAGCUGCCUCUGUUUGGCUGUUGGGGAAAUUCAGGCCCAAAUUGUGGAGCUCACCUAAUAAGUUCAUUUCCAAGCUUAGCUCUAAUUCAUUCAUUUCCAGCCCUGGAAGACAUGGAUUAGAAGAAGGUGGGUGACCUAGCUGUUCCCACUUCUCCUCCGUAAGAGUCCCACAAAGCAGUGCCACUGCAGAGCAGCCUGCCCCCUCUUGUAACCCCAGAACCUUCCUGAGCGCCCCCAACCCUGCCAGAUGCCCUGUUCAGUAUUGGAAGUCUGAAAUGGGUGCUAAUUCCCUUCUCCAUGAAGCCAUGGGCUCCUUCCUUAAUAAAAUACAGCUGCUCCAGGGUGAAGAAGUGUUAGUAAUUGGAAAUAAAUGACAUUUCCAAAA
Loxodonta africana (African savanna elephant) is the source of this 1328-nucleotide messenger RNA. RefSeq names its product COMM domain containing 9 (gene COMMD9). The record is from RefSeq and is a predicted model, not a curated record. Bases 42 to 638 code for a protein of 198 amino acids. Lineage: Eukaryota; Metazoa; Chordata; Mammalia; Proboscidea; Elephantidae. The transcript is spliced from 6 exons.